AUGGAGGAGAAACUCGAGCUGACGUCACUGGUGGUGGUUGGAAUUCUCUCCGCUUCGGUGUCAUUUUUGCUCUUCAUUUUCUGCGGAAUCAUGAGCUACAAACUCUGGUGGAAGCGAAACGAGUACCGCCGAUUCGUCAAGGAAAGCAACUCGCGCGCGGACAACUUGACAACCGUCUUCGUCGGCUGGAAUCCGAUCUACGUGCCGCCCUGCUCCACGCACCGAAUUCUCCAAAUGAGCAGAGACGAAUCUUCCGACUCGAGCCAAAAUCGACAUCGCAUUUCCGAUCACGUGGUCUUCUUGCAAGCGGGACAAGCGGACGAGACUUGCGACGAGUUCUUCUACCGCGGCUUCGGAUAA
Messenger RNA from Oikopleura dioica, 360 nucleotides. The record is from the annotation of a GenBank genome assembly. NCBI's taxonomy places the organism in Eukaryota, Metazoa, Chordata, Appendicularia, Copelata, Oikopleuridae.